AUGGAUUUUUAUUUCCCGGUCUACCAAAACAAUAGCCUUAUAUAUCACCCUGAAAAUUCCUUCUCUAAUAAUUUCUCUUGGGAAUUAGAAGAUUUCACUAAUUAUUUCAAUGAUGAUGAUAUUAACUUCAUCAACAACUCACAAUCACAAACGAAAGAAUUAUUAUCAAAUACACAAGAAAUCAAAGAGACACAAACAAUAUCAUCAUCAUCAUCAUCAUCACCACCAUCACCACAGCCGCCGACGAUUAAAGAAAGUAAUAAAAAGCCUUUUAUAGGAGUAAGAACAAGGCCAUGGGGAAAAUUCGCGGCGGAGAUAAGGGAUUCAACAAGAAAAGGGGUUAGAGUAUGGCUUGGAACAUUCGAUACUGCCGAAGCAGCUGCUUUAGCUUACGAUCAAGCUGCUUUUUCAACUAGAGGUUCAUCGGCAGUGUUGAAUUUUCCAGAAGAAAUGGUUAGAGAAUCACUCAAAGAAAUGGCUAAAAAUUCUAAGCCUUUGGAAGAAGGUACUUCCCCAGUGUUGGCAAUCAAGAGCAAACAUACCUUGAGAAAAAAAUCCAACAAGGUUAGAAAAAAGAAGAUCAAAAGUGAUUAUCAUAGUGAUCAAAUUCAGACUCAUAUAAAGGCCAAUACUGAUUCUGAAAAUGUGUUGGUGCUUGAGGAUUUGGGUGCUGAAUAUUUGGAGCAACUAUUGAGUUUAACCUCAUAAUGUAUUGACCAUCUAUAUUGCACUACCGUUGUUCUAUAAAGGAUUUUUUUUUUUACAAAGUAUGUAGUUUAUUUCUUUGUACAAAGUAUAUAUAAUUAUAG
Messenger RNA from Trifolium pratense (red clover), 809 nucleotides. Its product is annotated as ethylene-response factor C3-like. The transcript has a single exon. Gene Ontology annotation, molecular function: DNA binding; DNA-binding transcription factor activity. The record is from RefSeq and is a predicted model, not a curated record. Gene Ontology annotation, biological process: ethylene-activated signaling pathway; regulation of DNA-templated transcription. The coding region runs from base 1 to 708 and encodes 235 amino acids. NCBI's taxonomy places the organism in Eukaryota, Viridiplantae, Streptophyta, Magnoliopsida, Fabales, Fabaceae.